Molecule: messenger RNA, 1251 nt
Organism: Dicentrarchus labrax (European seabass)
Lineage: Eukaryota; Metazoa; Chordata; Actinopteri; Moronidae
Gene: nog3
Product: noggin 3
Exons: 1
Coding region: 346-1017 (223 amino acids)
Biological process (GO): negative regulation of cell differentiation; osteoblast differentiation; dorsal/ventral pattern formation
Source: RefSeq, a predicted model, not a curated record
GGAGGGUUGGUCUCUGCGGAUCCGGAGCGGGGUUACAUCACCGCCCCGCAGCCAGAGGCUUCAGUCGGGCUGCGGGAGGACCAGCAGCCGGAUCCGGUGCCAUCAUGCGGACUGAGAGCAGCGACCUGCGGGGCGCGGAGCGGUCUCACCGGGACCUGCUGCAGGGCUGAGUCCGGCAGGGACCGGGUCCUGGACUGUCUCUCUCUCUCUCUCUCUCUCUCUCUGAGUCUGCGCGCUCUCGGCUCAGACUCUCAGACACUCGGAGGGAAACCCCGGGACGCGGCUCUGUCCCCCCCGGCAGGAUUAUCAGAGUACCCGGACUGUGCCGCACCUGGACCCGCCCUGAUGGAGAACCCCUGUUACUUCCUGGCUGUGUGGAUGCUCGUUCUGUCUCUGGGCUUCAGGAUCGAGGAGGGCAUGUGCCAACACUACUAUCUCCUCCGACCCAUCCCCAGCGACACCCUGCCCAUAGUGGACCUAAAGGAGGACCCGGACCCGGUGCUGGACCCUCGGGAGAAGGACCUGAACGAGACGGAGCUCAGGAGCGCCCUGGGCAGCCACUUCGACCCGAACUUCAUGUCCGUCUCCCCGCCGGAGGACAAGUACGCGGGGAACGAGGACGUGAGCGAGGCGGACCCGCGGCAGAAGCUCUCCGGAGCGAUGCCCAAAGAGAUCCGGGCCCUGGAGUUCGAGGUCCAGCACGGCAAGAAGCAGAAGCCGAGUAAGAAGCUGCGGAGGCGGCUGCAGCUGUGGCUGUGGUCGUACGCCUUCUGCCCGGUGGUUUACGCGUGGAACGACCUGGGCAGCCGGUUCUGGCCGCGGUACCUGAAGGUGGGCAGCUGCUACAAUAAGCGGUCUUGUUCGGUCCCUGAAGGGAUGGUCUGCAAACCGGCCAGAUCCACUCACUUUACGGUCCUGCGAUGGCGCUGCCUGCAGAAGAAGGGGGGUCUGAAGUGCGCCUGGAUACCUGUUCAGUAUCCGGUAAUAGCCGAGUGCAAGUGCUCCUGUCACACCUGAGACUAUUAAACUGUUGGUUUGCGUCAAAGUGAGUAAAAAUCACUUUCAACCAACUUUGAUAAACUGUGUUGUUGAGCAGAGUUGUGCUCUGUGUGAAUGUAUAUUUUCUAUAAGGUCAGUAUUAUUAAUAUAAUCUACUGUUUGUGCUCAAUGUAUCCGGUUGUAUCUGUUUAUAUUUAUAAAGACAAUCAAACAUAAAGUGAGUUUAAUAAAAACAGACAGUUGGUUCAUAAA